Messenger RNA from Pelobates cultripes (western spadefoot toad), 37358 nucleotides. Lineage: Eukaryota; Metazoa; Chordata; Amphibia; Anura; Pelobatidae. The record is from the annotation of a GenBank genome assembly.
GUCGGCUUAAAGGGGUGUGAAUGAUGCUUUGUUAAAGAGUGAAACACAAGGUAAAUCAUACUCUGUCCUGCCUGGAUUGGAUAUAUCUCAUAAAACAAUAAUUUUCUAGAAAACCUUGCAGGAUGAAAAUAGAUAUCCACAGUCACAUUCUUCCAACGGAAUGGCCUGAUCUCAAAGAGGUAAUAAGGAGCAGUCUGUUUGAUGUCAGUCGAUAAAUAACACACGAUUUCAAUGAAAUGUUUAUAGAAUUUAUCUUAGAUUUGCAUGUUGCCACAAAUCGUAGUCUGCACCAACAGUAGUACUGUUUAAAACCUCAGAGACGUAGGUUCAUUACUGGCAGAGCGACUAAACCUUUCAUCCUUCCACGCUCAAGUAAAUGACAACCAAUUAGCAGUCUGUCAAUAAUAUUUGUCUCCUUGGGCAAAUUGGAAUAUUUAAUCUUUCUUUUCUCGUUAAAUACUCUUAUAUUAAAUACUCUUAUAUUAAAUACUCUUUCUUUUCUCGUUAAAUACUCUUAUAUUAAAUACUCUUAUAUUAAUUUUUCUUACAUCUAAUAGUAAUACAAGUGGCGAUAGUAGUAUUAGUCGUUUAUUUUCAUUUUAAUUCAUCAUAUUUUUCAUGUUUUUUCAUCAGAUUGUUUUCUGGUUUUUAUUUUUAAUUAUUAAUUUUAUUUAAAAUUAAUGUGCAUUUUCUAUGAUAUAUGAAAUAUUUGCUAUACAUACUCAUCUGGAGGCUUUAAAAUGAUCCACUGAAUGGGCCUAGAGAGGAUAGUAAUCCCAGCAGAAAUGUAAAGAAAAAAUCUUCCAUCUCCCCCUUAAUUUCAAAUGGCCAAAGAGGGACUUGAUUUAGUGGCUCAGGCUGUAGAUGAGACCAAUUUCUACAACAAUUUUGGUGAAUUAAUUUUCUACCGCUUAUGAAGGUGAUAAAACGAUUUAGAUCUAAAACAAUUUAAUAAUACCUACUAAUUUCAAAAACUAAUUUAUUGUAGUUUAAAUUUCCCUCCAGAAUUUCUAAAACAAAGAAUAAAAAAUUGUAACAAAUUCUUAAAAUUUUGAAAUCUGGUCACCAAUUGAUGACAAAGCACUGUUUAGUAAAUACGCUCCUUUACUAGUGAAUUAAAAUAUUAACGGAACACUGUAGUGGCAUCAAGGCAUACAAUAUAAAUUGGAAAACAUUUUUUAAAAUUUUAGAAAAAAUAAAUAGCACAGACAGCUCAUGCAUAUAUCUAACGUGUAACAGUUCUACUUCCAGAUAUUUCUUUCCUAGGCAAGACACAUUCAUGGUUAAUAAGAGAGAGUGGUUCUUUAUCUACCUAUCACAGAGACUGCAGAUAACUGGCACACUUUCACUGCCCUCACUCAGAUCACAGAUCGCUUACUCAGCGGAAAAAGAAGCCUGCGCAAAUAUUGAUACACAAACACAUUAGCAAGCUUGCUAACGCUACAGUUCAAAAUAGCUUUAACACAGCUUUAGGAGAUCUCAUAUUAACAAGAUAAGCACAGGCCAGUAGUUAGAUCACUAUAGAUAUUGUCUAUUUAACCCCUUAAGGACCAAGCUUCUGGAAUAAAAGGGAAUCAUGACAUGUGUCCUUAAGGGGUUAAAGGAAACCUGUGACCACCUGUCAUAAACAACCUUAGCUCUUUUAAAAUAAAUUAAAAUUCCAGCUACACAUUGUGAUGGCAGUUUUGCUAGCAAAUGAAUAGAUUGGGAGAAAAAAAUAUUUAAAUAUAGGAUUUUCUCCCAUUUGUCUCUCAAUUCCUUGGCAGACACUCAAUGCCAAGGAAUCGAGAGACAGGUGGAGGAGAAGAGACCACUCAUUGGAGGGUCCUCUGCUUUUGCAUGCGCUGUGGUUGCCAUAGUAACUCUUUUGCCAGUACUGCUAGCGCUGGCUAGGGAAUAUAGGAAGAGGGUCAUAACCUCCUAGCCAGUCCCCAAGCAGGAGGAAUCAGUACAGAGCAGAGGAGAGGUGCAGGCAGACCAGAGGAGGGUGUUACAGAACUCUAACACCCACCUCUUUCAUGAGAUUGUGGCGGGGGCUGAGUGUCAGGUAAAGCCAUGACAAUUUCCAUAUAAAGGAUCGGUAGCAUUUUAAUCAAAGAGAAAUAAUGAAACAGAACGGGGUUUAUUCUCUAAAUCAAUCAUUUGUGGAGAUUUGAGGAAGGGAUUACCUUAAUCAAUGCUAAAUUGGCCUAAAACUAUUUUUAAACUAAAAUAGUAGAAUCUGGCUAAUUGUAACACGGAUAUUUUAGCAACUUAGUUAUCAAGGCUCAAAAUGUUUUAAAUUAUCUAUUCAGUGUUCCAAAAUUUAACGUGAUACGAGGUAACGUGAAUAAGGUUCGGAAUAGUGAUAUACACCUUUAUUUUUGCACUAGUCUCCUCUAUCUAUCUGUCUGUCUGUCUAUCUAUGUCUAUCUGUCCAUCUAUCUUUCCCGCUCUGUCUGUCUGUCUUUGUAUAUCUGUUAUCUAUCUAUCUACCUACCUAUCUAUCUAUCUAUCUAUCUAUCUACCUACCUACCUAUCUCGCUCUGUCUGUCUGUCUUUGUAUAUCUAUCUAUCUCUCCCUCCAUUGAGAGGUUUAGUGGGUUAUGUACCUAUUUACAUACAGUAUAUCUGUGAUUAUGUAAAGAUCAUGCUUUCUCCAUUGUUACCAAGUCUAUAGGCAGAGCAGCCAGGGAGACAUUUAGCAGCAGGACCUCCCAUCUCCCUGCCUGCUUGUUUAAGCUUUUCUUUGCUAUUAAAAUAUUAAUGAAGAGUUGAAGGUCACCUUGAGAGUCUGUGGCUGAGUCAUGUACUUCAAGGUGCAGAACCUGUGUGCUUAGCAGCUAAUAAUUAACAAAUUGCAUGUUGUAAACAUUUUUUGUCUUCACUUUUUUCCUUUCCCUUUUUUUGGCUUGUUUUAGACAUUCUGGGUUUUUUUUUGUGAAUAGAACAAACUGAGAAUAUUUGUCUAGAAAUUAAUGCUGUUUCCUUUUCAAACGAGCACAGAGCAGACAGUGGAAGAUUCUUCCAAUGCCUCUCAGAAACAGAAUAAAAAGGCAGAGACGGGGAACAGAAACUGAAACAUAACUCUAAGCUUUGAUUACUAGCACAGAACAUGGGCAGAACCAUAUAUUAGGGCGUAAAAGAAAACCUGUGGCCGAUCACAUUGUCUUACAAAGAAGGAGCCACUUGUCUCACGGCCACAUCCAACGGAAUUUUCAGUAAAUUUCAAAGAAAGUUAAUCUAGAAAUUAAAAAUAAGCCGCAAAACCUGCAAUGGAUGAAGAGAAACUGUCACAUCUCUGGAAAUGAUACAUUUUAAUAAAACUCUCCAUUUUGCUCCAUUUUGUUUUCAAUGUAUAUUAAUGAUUUAGAAGUUGGCAUCACAAUCCAGUUCAGUGCUGGCACAGUCAGUCAGAGCACACAUUGAAGAAGACAAAACAGAAACAUUGAUAAUUGUAAUAAUUUCUCUCCUGGUCACUUACUUUAGCAGGCGGUGGGUGAGGCUUAGCCCGAUGGUGCUAAUGGAAGCUUCUGGUAGGAGCUUGUAAGUCCAGAGGAGGAGUUGACCAGUAAUCCUAGCAUCAUAACCAUUACAGUGUGCUUAAGUUGUUAUGGUGCUUUGAAUGGUCCUUUGAAAUCAGUCAUACAAAGCCCAGCAUUGUAGCAGACAAUACUUAAUGUGAGUCAAGAAUGGUAAGGGGUAGUAUUUAUAGAAUUUAUAGCGAUGAGUGCAGUCUAGGAUUUCAGGCGAUAUUUACAGCUAGUUGUACUCACUGUGUGGGAUUUUUUUAAGGAUUCAUUAUAAUCAUCAAUAUUAAUGGUUUUAGGCACAUUCGCCUGGUUUUACAAUGUAACUGUGUUAACAGAUGGUCAACAAUUAAAAAUUUUAGAUCAUUCUUUGUUUUCUUUCAACGCAGAAAUAUGGCUACGGUGGCUGGGUCCAGAUGCAUCAUCACUGCAAGGUACGUGCUGUUCAUUUCCUUAAACUCAACCUGUCCAAAACAGAGCUUCUGGUUUUUCAAGUGUUGCUACUCCCGUGUCUGUCUCCCUCCAAGUCGAUGGCACUACCAUCACCUCUAUCUCGCAGGCUCGCUGCCUGGGUGAACUUUUUGACUCCACCUUCACCCCUCAUGUCCAAUCAAUCGCCAAAUCCUGUCGUUUCCAUCUCAAAAACAUAGUGCGCAUCCGCCCCUAUUUAACGCCGGAUGCGGCUAAGGUGCUGGUCCAUGCUGUUGUUCUCUCUCGCCUUGACUACUGCAAUCCCCUUCCCAGUGGACUUACGUGUUCCUAGAUGGCAAUGCUGCAAUCUAUAAUGGCAAGGCUCAUUUUCCUGUCUGCUCGCACCUCCCACGCCUCCCUGCUCUGUCAGUCCCUGCAUUAGCUUCCAGUUAGAUAUAGGGCUCAAUUUAAAAUUCUGGUGCUUGCUUACAAAUUCUGGUGCUUGCUUACAAGUUCCUACAUAAUGCUGCUCCAACCUACCUAUCCUCCCUAAUGCACAUGUAUGUCCCGUCGAGGUCCCUACGCUCUGCCAACGACCUACGUAUAUCCUCUGUCCGUACUCCCACCUUUAAUGCUCGCCUCCAAGAUUUCUCCAGGGCUGUACCACUUCUGUGGGACUCGCUUCUCCGUAAGAAAUUCACCCAUUCUCCACUCAAUAAAUCAUUGAAAACUCACUUCUUCAAGAAAGCAUAUCAAUUAAGCAGGUUUUCAUCCUCCACCCCCCAUGACUCCUCUCCGGCAACUGUCAAAAAUCAUCUGCUAAGCCCUCAGUGAAUACUUUUCUAACAACCUACUUUGUACCCCUACUUUUACACUUUGUGUCACUAUACCCCACUCCCUCUAGAAUGUAUCCCCUCUGUUCCUGUACGUCCAGUUGUCUGGUUACGAUUACAUGUCUGUUAGUCCACCUAUUGUACAGCGCUACGGAAUCUAAUGGCGCUAUAUAAAUAAUAAUUAUUAUUAUGUUAGGACAUAGUACAUUGAGGGAGAACUGUCACUGUUGCACCAUUGAGUAAAACUCUGAAUAUAACCUACAAUUUGUGUUUUUAUGGGAUGUUUCAGUUUCUUUUACAUUUAUAUUAAAGAUUUAGGAAAUGGCAUCACAAUCUAAUUUAGUAUCUGCACAAAAUUCGGUUAGAUUUUUUCUUUUUUUUUUUUCUUUGUCUCUGUUUAAUUAAUUUUAUUUUCCUAAUCAGCCUGUUUGGUGAUGUUACUUUUAAAGGACACACUCAAUUUAUACAAAUUAAUUACUAGCUAAUGACUGCUUACUUCAAGAAAAAUAAUGUAAAUCAAGCCAAAACUUGGCAUUAGGGUGGAGGUUAUUCACAAAACAAUGCAGCAUUAUGAAUUGAAAAUUAAAAUUGCAACAUUCAUGCCACAACAACAAUGGAUACCCUCUAACACUGACGUCCCAAGAAGGCGAAUGCUAGUAAGAGAAGGGAAAAGGGGACAUGCCAGGGUAAGGAUCUGCCCAAUAAGGGGACGGGUAUACCCAAAUUCUGAAACACCAAAAAAAGUGCUAAGUAAAGCAACCAAAAUAAAAAUACAAUUUAACUUAUAAAGCAAAAGCUUCCAAGGGUACCUGUCACAGUACUUUAUAUUGUCUAGGCUGUGACACAGCUUGGGGAGGUCCAUGAAGGGGAGCGGGAACCUUCCCACGGUCCCUCUCAUCUCACCAGCGGUUCCAGCGCCAGACGAUGUAGCUCCGCCCCUCAAAAUUUGCCUGUUUUGGGGACAUGGCUAUAGAUUAAAGGCAUAGGAUAUUAAAGGUCAUUUAGGUUAUGGAUCAUUUCCCUGUUGUGGUUUCUGUUUACAGUUCUCAAGAGUGCGUUAUAUUCUAUAUUCUCCGUUCUGUUCUCCAGUGACUAGGCUAUCGGUUUCUCGCUUCCAUGAUUUCUGGCUUCUCUGACUCUGCUUGUCCCUGGCCAUUCUUUAUCUAACAUCGUAUAACCCGGCCAUUCUAAGCACCGAUAAACGUUGUCUAAUCUAUUAUCAUAUAGACACUCUGUGUUGGGUUACUAGAUAUUGGGACAUUACCCUUCCCAGAUGGAUACCUCUUAAGACAAUGUGUAAAUAUGUAGAAAACAGAGGGAUACAGCUGAAUAACCUAAAAGUAAAAAAAAAAAAAAAAUUCAAGUACAUAGUAUAAUACAAUAAAAACAUACAAGACUUGCACUCAAAAAAUGUUGAGUAUAAGAUCGUCUUAAGGGUGCCUUCCCCCGGUGGUGCUGAGGGGCCAAAGUGACUUCUUUUCCUCUUACUGGUGGUUGAAUUCAGUAACCAGAAGGUACAGGAAUCAGGUAAAAUCGAAAACCAUUUACUUUGAAUAACAGAUAAAAUAAUAUCAAAAUAAGCCCGGUCCUACGCGUUUCGUUCUAUUACCAGAACUUCCUCGUGGACCUUUCGCAAUAAAACAUACAAUCAAAUGCAGUCAAAAAAAUGCCACCUGAUACCACCAGGACUGAACAGGCCUAUAUCUGGGGCCAAUGUGCGAUCAUAUUCUAUAGUUUAUUACUAUUUGUAUCUACUCAUUAUUUAUAAGGCACAGUAUAUCACAGAGUGCUGUAUAGCUAUAUACUUUUCAAAUAAAAUACAGCUGAUUAAACACCAUGAUUUCAAAAAGGUUUACAUAGUACAUGUGAGAGAGAAGCACCUGGUAUCUAAUGUAAAACUGAAAAAAACUAAGAAUUUUUGGAAUGCUGGUGUUUCCAGCAUAAAAUCGAGAACUGUUUGAUGUGUAAAAUAGUAAUUUUUUAAAUAAUUUUUUUGAUUUAGGAAAACAUUAUUACGUGUUAUUUGUGUUAAAAUUGGCAUUUGGGAUUUGAUUUGUGAAAGAACGGACCAAAUAAAUGAGGCUCUGAUUACGGGGUAGAAAUGUGAGGGUUUCCAUGGCAACACUGGGCAGCCUUUCAACUAUUUAUAAACAAACCCUCUCCUGAGGAUACUAGCAUGCUUCCAGUCAAUAUGUACACACAUUCGCUCCUGUGUAAAGACUAAUGAAAAAUACUUACUGUGGAUGCAUAUUUAUAAGUUUUCCUUAAUUAGAACAGCUGGGGGAAUAUUUACUAAAUGGGGCAUAAUUUGGAAUCGCUCAUUACGAACAUCUCCCAUUAUUUGCAUGUUGUGCAUAUGGAUAUUUAAUAAACUGUAUACACAGUUUAAAGAUUACACAUAAAUAGUGCUAAUGCUGGAGCUAAUCCAGUAAAUGGAAUAUACUGCAAAAAUAUCCAUGAUCAAUAUUAUGUUGGAAAACCAGAUAGAAGACUUCACGCGUAUGUUUAAUAUCACAUUGUAUGGCAUUUCUUCAAAGAUGUGCGUAAAUCCGUUUACCAAUUUACUAACGUAAUCGCAAAUGUUCUCUAUGAUUAAAUGAUAGUGCCGACCAGGCUCUGUCAGUUGGAAAAUUGUUUGGGGUUUAUUAACUACACUGAGUUAUAGGAAAACUGAAAAUUGCAAAUUUUAGAUAGAGAUAGUUUAGAAUGUAAGUCGGAGAAUUUUCGCGAUUCAUCUAUUUCAGUCUAAAAUUGACAUUUCCCUUAUCAGUUCUUUAAAACUUGCAUUUUAGUGAAUAAGUCCCUCUUUGUUCUUGACUAUAAUCAGUAUGCAUGGGCAGGCAGAAUCACAUCACUUCAUUCUGUGAUGCAUAAAAGUUGUGUGAUGGAAACAAAUAAAAAGUUGUGUAAAGUUUCAGAAACUGUCCUAAAUUAAAUUUACAGAGCUUAGAUAUGAUCAAUAUAGUGGGAGCCCUUUGGUCGAUUCUUACAGAUAUCUUUGUUUACUAAAAGACUUAUUUAUAAUACAGCCACAACAAUUUCCCUGAACAUAAACAGAGAACCCAGACCUCGGGGGCGUUAAUCUCUUAUUGGAGGUGCGAUAGGGAUGUUUAGCUCCACCUACUUCUCAUACUGCUAUACUCUCAAAUGUAUUUUUACUUUAAUGUAUUUAUUUAUAAAUUUGAGAGGCAGAAUUUAAGGUUAUUAUGACCAAUAUUGGACAGUUUUAAUUAUAAACUAGAACACUCUGUUUAUUGAAUAAAUUCUUCAAUCAAUGCUACCUAACUAUCUUCCUUAAUUCUAUCAGUCAAGCAAAUAAAUGAAUAGAAAAUUGACCUUUCGACAGAGAGAAGUUUGCAUUAACGAGCAAUGCAUUGUGCGUUGUAGGGUUAGGAGACACAUCCAAUUUUACAGAGGAAAUGUCCCAUUUAUGCUUGUGAUAAUCUCUUUUAUGCUCAUUUAAAAUAUGCAGAGAAGGUUAGUAAAUAUCUCCUAAUGCCUGUCAUACUAAUUGGGCUUUUGGCUCUAUUAUCUACUGCCUUUUUUCAAAAGCACCAAGAUUAACAUGGUGCAAACAUGUUCUCAUGCUCAUGAUUUUUUGCGCAAGUUCACUCUUGCCAACCUUCUGCGUGGAAUUUACUAAGACAGAGAGGGUGUUUACAGGUGAGGAAUCAUGAAAAAGAGGAGCCUUAAAAUGGACAUUCCAGCAACUGUUAUUUUAUCUGUAUUUGUCAAUGGACUAGACCAGGGGUGGGGAACCUUAUAUUUGCCAAGGAUCAUUUGGAUAUUUAAAACAUCAUUCGGGCCAUGCAAAAAUAUCAACUUGAAAAUUAGCCUGCUGUAUUUGGUCAAACAUUUAAUUAACUCACUCCUAAUGUGAUGGCCGGAACUGAUUCUCUUUAAUGUGAUGUUAGCUGGUAUUGAUGAUGUUGCUACUCGCAGUGUGUGUGUGUGUGUGUGUGUGUGAGAGGGGUGUGAGAUGGAUGUAGUGUGUGUGUGUGAGAGAGGUGUAGUCUGUGUGUGAGGGCUGCAGUGUGUGUGUGUGUGUGUGUGUGUGAGUGAGGGAUGCAGUGUGUGAGGGGUGAAGUGUGUGUGUGAGGGGUGCAGCGUGUGUGAGAGGGGUGCAGAGUGUGUGUGAGGGGUGCUGUGUGUGGGGGGUGCAGUGUGUGUGUGAGAGGUGUAGUGCGUGUGUGUGAGGGGUGUAGAGAGUGUGUGUGUGAAGGGUGCAGUGUGUGUCUGAAGGGUGCAGUGUGUGAGAGGGGUGCAGAACGUGUGUGAAUGGUGCAGAGUGUGUGUGUGUGUGUGUGGUGCAGUGUGUGUGAGGGAGUGCAGUGUGUUUGUAAGAGGGGUUCUGUGUGUGUGGGAUGCAGCGUGUUUGUGUGAGGGGUUCUGUGUGUUUGUGUAAGGGAUUCUGUGUCUGUGUGGUGCUGUGUGUGUUUGUGUGAGUGGUGCUGUGUGUUUGUGGGAGGGGUUAUGUGCUUGUGUGAGGGGUUUUGUGUGUGUGUGAGGGGUGCAGUAUGUGCAUUUGUGUGAGGGGUGCUGUGUGUGUGUGUGAGUGAGUGGGUGCAGUGUGUGUGUGUGUGUGUGUGUGAGGGGGUGUAGUGUGUUUGUGUGAGGGGUUCUGAUUCUCUUUAAUGUGAUGUUAGCUGGUAUUGAUCUACGCGCAGUGUGUGUGUGUGUGUGAGAGGGGUGUAAGUGUGUGUGUGAGAGAGGUGCAGUGUGUGUGUGAGAGCUGCAGUGUGUGUGUGAGGGGUACAGCGUGUGUGAGAGGGGUGCAGAGUUUGUGUGAGGGGUGCUGUGUGUGGGGGGGUGCAGUGUGUUUGUGCGAUGAUUAUGUGUGUGUGUGAGAGGUGUAUUGUGUGUGUGAGGGGGUGUAGUGAGUGUGUGUGAAGGGUGCAGUGUGUGUCUGAAGGGUGCAGUGUGUGAGAGGGGUGCAGAAUGUGUGUGAAUGGUGCAGAGUGUGUGUGUGUGUGCUUGGUGCAGUGUGUGUGAGGGAGUGCAGUGUGUUUGUAAGAGGGGUGCUGUGUGUGUGAGGGGUGCUGUGUGUGUGUGUAAGGGAUUCUGUGUGUGUGUGGUGCUGUGUGUGUUUGUGUGAGUGGUGCUGUGUGUUUGUGGAAGGGGUUAUGUGCUUGUGUGAGGGGUUAUGUGCGUGUGUGAGGGGUGCAGUAUGUGCGUUUGUGUGAGGGGCGCUGUGUGUUUGUGUGAGGGGUGCUGUGCGUGUGUGUGUGAGGGGUGCAGUAUGUGUGUUUGUGUGAGGGGUGCUGUGCGUGUGUGUGAGGGGGUGCAGUGUGUGUGUGUGAGGGGGUGUAGUGUGUUUGUGUGAGAGGGGUUAUGUUUGUGUGAGAGGGGUUCUGUUUGAGAGGGGGUGCAGUGUGUAUGAGGGAUUCUGUGUGUGGGGGGGUGCAGUGUGUUUUUGUGAGGUGUUCUGUUUGUGUGGGGGGUUGCAGUGUGUUUGUGUGAGGGGUUCUGUUUGUGUGGGGGGGUGCAGUGUGUUUGUGUGAGUGUGUGUGGUGCAGUAUGUGUGUGAGGUGGUACUGCACCUGACUUCACUAUUUUCUUCCCACGAGCACAGUGCUGUUGGAGGGCUGCCAUAGUAACGAGCAGCAACGCUCCGACCUCCAUGCUCGCGGGAGGAUCACAGCUUCCCAGCUCCUCCCUCCCUCCCACUCCUUUAACAAACUGCCCAGAGACCGGUGAGGGAGAUCUUUGAUCUCCACACUGGCCCGAAAAAGGCAGAUAGCAAGGUCUGCUCUCUCUACGGGCCAGUCCAAAUGAUUAGACAAUGUUGUCGUGCUUGAUGAGGUGAUUACAAUUUGUUCCUUUAAUGAUAAAUUGAGAAAAUAAUAUUUUUGACUUUCGAAAAUCUGUCAGCGUUGGCAUUGCUAUGAGAACUUGAACACCAAAAUUUAAUUUGGUAUUAUAUUGACCAGUCUAUAUUACAUAUAAUAUACAGAAUGGACUGUUAAAUACUACAUGAAAAAUAAUACAAUAAUACUAACAAGGUGAUUUAUGAUAUUAAUCUGCCCCUACUUUUGCUAUUAAUUAGUAGAUAACCCAGAGAAUUCAAUGUGAAUUUUUAAAUUGUAGGCCUAAAUAUUAAAAAUGGGAAAAAGAUCCCCAAGUCAUGUGUGUUUUCAAUUCCUCUAAUUUGGCCUAAAAUGUGGAAUUAAUUAUUUUUUAAUUAACACUUUACUGAAUAGCCCUGCCAGGAUUUUUGUGUAUUUUUUAUAUUCUUUACAAGCCGAGUCGGGUAGCUCUAAAAAUAGCCGUUAUAUGAUGCCCUGGUGAUUGUCAGACUGUAAAACACGGUGCUUUCAAAGACUUGAUUCGCUAUUCUCCCUAGGCAUUAACCAAUUGAAAAUAUCCAUUAUAUUGAGUCCUUUCCUAAUCUCACAUAAGAAAAUCUAAUUUAUCCCAACACUUUCUGACAUGGCGUCAGAGAUUGAAGCUGAACAAAUCAAUGCCAUGAAAAGCCGUCUCCUUUAUACUGUGGCCUUAGAAGAGAAAAUUCCGCUAAUACCAUAAGUCACCUUUCCCCCUGCUAUUCACUAUCUCUGUUUAAUGUCUCAGUCCGGAUGCUGGUAAUAGGAACACGUGAAAUUUGGAGUGAGUUUUACUUGUUAUUAAGUAACGAGCUGAAACAGUGAGUGAAAUACAGAGGGAUUUAGGAUUCUGGAUGUAAAUAAAAUCUCAGGUAUUUGUAAGAUAUUAUACACAUGUUUUUAUUACAUAUUUAUAAAUAUACAUAUUUAUGUAAUAAUAAACAUUCAAUAGCACAAUCUACAGUAUGAAUAUCUAUACUUAAUUCAUACAUUACUAUAAGUUUUCUUGCUGUGGAGCUCUGUGAUACACUUAUACUACACACAAUUAUUAUUUUGUGAUAUACUCAUAUACACUGCAUAUUACUGUGAGUUGUAUUGCCAUGGAGCUCUGUGAUGUACUCAUUUACACUGCAUAUUACUGUGAGUUUUAUUGCCAUGGAGCUCUGUGAUGUACUCAUUUACACUGCAUAUUACUGUGAGUUGUACUGCCAUGGAGCUCUGUGAUGUACUCAUAUACACUGCAUAUUACUGUGAGUUUUAUUGCCAUGGAGCUCUGUGAUAAUCCAUACACAAUAAAGAUCCUGAUUGCCUCACAUAGCCGGACACAUAGAGAGAAGAUUGAGGGGAUUUCAGUCUGGGAAGGGUAGCUAAGCCCAAUUUAAGUUCUAUCUUCAUAAUCACCAUCAUGGUUGACAGUUCUCAGUUUGCUGUUUUUUUGGUUUCAUGAGUUUUCCAGAAAAGGCCAUGUAGUCUAUGUGUGUGUAAUCAAACCAGAUACCUGACAUUAAAAACUCAGAUGAUCUAGCAAGAUAACAGUGGCUACUGAUUGGUGUAAGAUAGAGCACCAGGUUAUCCGAAGUCUUAUCCUGACUCUCAGUCUCAGUCUGCAUAUUGAAAUGGAGCAUGAUCGAUCAUUGGCAGAGACUGGCAUUGCCAAGCACCAACCAUGGCUCCCAAAUCAGAUCAUCAGGCAUGAAGUGACCCUCCAUCCAUUGUAUCUCCGUAGCAGGAGACCUCCUCGGAAUACGAGUGUGUCAGGUGCCCGAUCCCUACUUUGUUACUCAGAAAUGUAGUAACAUUUAAUAACUGGGUUCCAUGUAUGUAUGCAGAUAAGCAGUCACUUUGAAUUCCUGACAAUUCUCACUAUAGUAAAUAACCCUUUUAGAUUUGCCAUACUUUUGGACAAAACAAAUACACAGUAUCACGUCGUCACUUGCUGUAUGUUUUUAUAGUUACAUUUAUCGGGAGAUUGAUUGAUAAUUGUGUUUCAGAAAGCAGCUGGAAGCAGGAAUAUAGAAGAGUGCAUGACUUAGUGAAUAUUUACUGGUACAUAAUCUAAAAGAAAUAUGUUUGCCACAGUGAAUUCAAUGAUUUCUUUUUUAUUAUUUCCUUCAUGUGGCACAGUUGGAAUUGUUUUUGCUUUUUGAUCAAGAGCUGUAACACGGAGGUUUAAAAGGCUGAACUCAGGAAGCUCUUUCAAGCUAUACUGCUGUGUAACUGUAUAAACCUGCAACCUGGCAGUAUUACAGCUCACGUGUUGUCUAUCUUUUAGUUUACAAGAACUGGAAGAAACUACGUCUACCUUUGGUAUAACAUCUCUUUCUUUAGGGGGAGGCGAAAAUGGUCAAAGAUGGGAAUGUGUUUCGCAUAGUUCAAUCCAAUUGCUGGGAUCCUGAAGUGAGGUUAAAAGAAAUGGAUCAAUCAGGUAAAUGUAUAUAGCAAAGACAUUCUGAUAUAAUAUAUAUUGUACUUUAUAACUCCAAAUGGGCAAAUACACAUCCAACCAGUAGUGGCAGUAAUUAAAGUGAGAUUUAUGCAACUGUUACUAACAGAAAAGUAGAUCAAAGUUUUCAAUGUAGAGCAGUCACAAAGGAAACCAAUUCAAUCAGAAAUAACAUUCCAUUUGUUUCCAAGGUGAUUGCGCCCCAUUUAGAACUUUUCUCUUACCGACACAACUUUACCAUGGUUUGCAAGUACAAGAAAGUUAUAGAAAUGAAUAAAUAAAACAAAGUAGGUGCACUUGCUGACAAAGGCAUGCAUUCAUUCAUCCUGGCAGAGGGAUUAUGUCUUUGCUGCCAACUCGCUGCCUGCGUAUCGUUGUGCAAUUUGCAAGGUAGAGCUUGGUAUUUAACAGAAGUUACAGUAUCUCACAAAAGUGAGUACACCCCUCACAUUUUUGUAAAUAAUUUAUUAUAUCUUUUCAUGUGACAACACUGAAGAAAUUACACUCUGCUACAAUGUAAAGUAGUAAGUGUACAGUCAGUAUAACAGUGUAAAUAUGCUGUCCUCUCAAAAUAACUCGACACAAAGCUACUAAUGGCUAACCCGUUGGCAACAAAAGUGAGUACACUCCUAAGUGGAAAUGUCCAAAUUGGGCCUAAAGUGUCAAUAGUUUGUGUGGCCACCAUUAAAUUUUCAGCACUGCCUUAACCCUCAUGGGCAUGGAGUUCACCAGAGCUUCACAGGUUGCCACUGGAGUCCUCUUCCACUCCUCCAUUAUGGCAUCACGGAGCUGGUGGAUGUUAGAGACCUUGCGCUCCCCUGUCUUCUGUUUGAGGAUCCCCACAGAUGCUCAAUAGGGUUUAGAUCUGGAGACAUGCUUGGCCAGUCCAUCCCCUUUACCUGCAGUUUCUUUAGCAAGGCAGUGGUCAUCUUGGAGGUGUGUUUGGGGUCGUUAUCAUGUUGGAAUACUGCCGUGCGGCCCAGUCUCUGAAAGGAGUGGAUCAUGCUGUGCUUCAGUGUGUCACAGUACAUGUUGGCUCUCAUGGUUCCCUCAUUGAACUGUAGCUCCCCAGCGCUGGCAGCACUCAUGCAGGCCCCGACCAUGACACUCCCACCACCAUGCUUGACUGUAGGCAAGACACACUUGUCUUUGUACUCCUCACCUGGUUGCCGCCACACAAGCUUGGCGCCAUCUGAACCAAAUAAGUUUAUCUUGGUCUCAUUGGACCACAGGACAAGGUUCCAGUGAUCCAUGUCCUUAGUCUGCUUGUCUUCAGCAAACUGCUUGCGGCUUUCUUGUGCAUCAUCUUUAGAAGAGGCUUCUUUCUGGGACGACAGCCAUGCAGACCUAUUUGAUGCAGUGUGCGGCGUAUGGUCUGAGCACUGAUAGGCUAUCUUCUUAUAGCCUAGGCAAUCUUUAUGUAGAGCAACAAUUCUUCUUUUCAGAUCCUCAGAGAGUUCUUUGCCAUGAGGUGCCAUGUUGAACUUCCAGUGAGCAGUAUGAGAGAGUGUGAGAGCGAUAACACCAAAUUUAACACACCUACUCCCCAUUCACACCUGAGACCUUGUAACACUAACGAGUCACAUGACACCGGAAAGGGAAAUUGGCUAAUUGGGCCCAAUUUGGACAUUUCCACUUUCGGGUGUACUCACUUUUGUUGCCAAUGGUUUAGCCAUUGAUGGCUGUGUGUUGAAUUAUUUUGAGGGGACAGCAAACUUACACUGUUAUACAGGCUGUACACUUAUUACUUUACAUUGUAGCAGAGUGUCAUUUCUUCAGUGUUGUCACAUGAAAAGAUAUAAUAAAAUAUUUACAAAAAUGUGAGGGGUGUACUCACUUUUGUGAGAUACUGUAUGUCACCUUAUAUACCCAAAGCCCACGCUAAACCAAAUUGGCCAAAGUGACCAUUCAUAUCAUGGUGAUAUAGGUCAUCUCCUCUGUGUUUUUUUUUAUUUUUUAUAUUCUAUGCCUAGGGGCACCUGGGGUGUAAAAUUAAUAAUUAAUUAUAUAAUGGAAUUAUUGAAUAAACUGGCUACUGCAAUUAUUAGCUACUAAUAUGGAGAUUUGUUGCACUAUGUCUGCUGGUAAAUUUCUUUACUGUCAUGUGUCAAAUCACAGCCAUUUAAGUUUUUUUGAAUGGAAAACUGAUAUUUCUACAUACAGGUGUGACAGUGCAAGCCCUGUCUACCGUCCCUGUAAUGUUCAGCUAUUGGGUAAGUACUAAAACACAAAAAUAACUGUAAAAUAAUAAAAAGUGCUUCACUGAUUUCUAGAUAUCAUAACGUUCUGAAUCCUGUUUUAUUUGCAAGAAAAUAUAAUAGAAGAAAUGCAGUGGUCCUGUGCAUUCAUCAUUUUCCUGGCCCUCUCAACCACAUCAGACUGAAACAGUAUAGCUUCACGGAGAGUGUAAAUCGCAUAUUGCUUACUAUUAUCAGGUUCAAUAAAAAAAAAUCUAAUUUUUCCACAAUUAUGAAUUGCCAUUAAAAUCCAAAACUUCAAAACAAAUUCAGCAAACAAAAAUAAAUUAUGACUCACAAAAGCAAAUAAUCUGGCAUCAAAAUCUACAAACGUCCUAUAUUCAAUAUUUAACAAUACUCUAACAAGACUCUGAGUCCAGUCCUUAGAGGUCUCCAGACCUCGGGAACACAUAUACACUAUUAGACCCUUUGCUUCUCCUGUGAGUUUGCAAAAGACUUACCUUAAACCAGGAAUAUUUUUCUUUUUACAACAAUUAUUGUCUUUCAUAGAGGGUUUUCCUUUUCUAUUUGGGAAUUUCCACCAUGCUGUUAAAUGUAAGUUGGGGUACGACCCCAUGACACACUGUAAUGUCUAUGCAGGAGAAGACUGCCAAAUUUUGGACUUGUGGGGCAAGUACAAAUAAAUAAACCUUUUUUAGACCAAACUAACAUACCAUCCAACACCCAAAUACAAAAGAGUUGCCCACUAAGCCAUAGAACUCUGUGCUGACACCCCUGCAUAUAAAACAUAUUUACCGGCUUAUUUACUUCACAAUAAUAUCUCUUUAAACAGGCAAAGCCUCAGGACACGCAGGACCUAUCCCGUUUCUUAAAUGAUCAUUUGGCAGCAGUUGUUCGGAAGCAUCCUAAAAGAUUUGUAGGCCUUGGAACAUUACCGAUGCAAAGUCCAGAGUUGGCCAUAGAGGAGAUGCAUCGAUGUGUGAAAGAGCUUCAAUUUCCAGGUGUACAAAUAGGAUCCCACGUUAACCAGUGGGACUUAAAUGCACCUGAACUUCAUCCCAUAUAUGCAGUAAGUAUCAAUCAAUCAUUCAGUCAAUCACUAUGUUGAAAGGGAACUAUCAACAAAGUAACUAACUCCAGUCAGGAGAUUCUCAUUCUGUAAUAAAGCAUCUGAUUUUAUACCAUAAAUCCCUGACCUGCAGAUUACUAUAUUACAUUAUGGAUAAGGAGACAUUUCCACUUAUCAACUAGGAUGAGUAAAACUGCAUUAAAAACGAAUAGCAUCCUUACUGCCAUACGUUUCAGAUCAUGCACCUUGACUCUCAGCUGACCUAUAGAGAAAAAUCCUUCUUAUUAGUACAUGCGUCACAAUUCACACAUAAAAGGAGGAAGUUCUGCAAUUAAAAGAUACUAUGAACAUAGAGAUUGGGCCCUCGGCAGAGGUGUUGCUAAGUAUACGCUUUGGAGGCUGAAACCUCAAAGAUGUUUCUUUUACCCCAGAACCCUUAUGCAUGGUGGAGGGGCAGCAGGUAACACUACCUGAACAAUGAGUAUUGAUAUAUGUGUCCGAUAUAUUUUUUUAAUACAUUAUAUAUUUUUGAUAGUUCAAUAUUUUGAGAAAUUGUUUUUGAAAGUUUAUUGAAAAAUAUGAAAUAAUGUAAAAAUCUUAUCCAACAAUAUUAAAUCAAGGUCUAAAUUGGUGACUAAAAGGCUGAAAUGCUACAAAAGAAGGAGCCUUAGGGUGGAAAUCUUGGUUUUGUCUUCAUCUCAAUGUAUUUUUGGAACUUUGUAACAUCCCUGGUUCAGAAUGCUCAACAUACCGUAACCUUUGCAAUAACAAAGAGUUGCUUUUGAUACUUAGCGUGACCCUUCAAUUUCCCCAUUUACAGCAUGUUCUCUACAGAGCACAAAAAUGCGAGGUUGUAACUGGAGUCACAGUUAUCAGCUGACAAGCAUCCUCUGUGAUCAUUUAUUGACCAUCUGUCUUCAUGUAGGCAAGAGCAGCCAUAUUGAAUAAGUGUCAUAUCACUUCAUUUGAAUAUUCCUUUAAGUAUCCAGAAUACUGGCAGUUUCUAACAAUGAAUUAUUCAUUACCUGCCAGCCUUUGAUAUCAAAGUGCUCAGCUAGAAUUUAAGAUGUUUACAGUAGAACUUUGAACUUGUCCUUACUUGAAGGAGCAUAAGAGUAACGUAACUAUUACAACUCGUUGUGGUGGCAUAUCAUCCCCUGUUUGAGACCAGUGUAUAAAAAAAACAGGUGGGCGGAGCAUGACCAUGGAACGGAGCAGACGCCAUACUGCUGUGAUCCUGCAACACUGCACAGAAUCCCACAAAUAUGAACUGAAUCCUGCAUCAGUGCCAGAUGAAAGGGGGCCAGACUGCUACUGAACACCUCAACCUCCUGAUCGAUGCCCUUUUUAUUCGACCCAGGCACGAAACGGCGGCACCACAAGGUAGGGGCCUACCUCACGCCAUACUUCUUUGGGUCAGGAUCCCGUAUAGCUCCCACGGAGAUCAGGGGAAACCCCACUCAGCCUGAAACCUCGCAAAGGUGCCCACAAGACCCCACACAAAUGGGACGCAGGUCACAGAAACCCACAGUGCCAGCACCCACCAACAAUAGGUGGCAUAUCUGGCAACCAAAGAGGACAGUUAAGCCCUAUAUCAAAACAUACAAAAACUAUUUCCUGCAGACAUAGCAGUGGUCAAAACAGAAAUUCAAGCAGUCACAGACAGAGUCAAAGCCGCUGAAGAAGACGUCAUGGAUCUGCAGACAGGCCUAGCCUCUGUACAGAAAUCCAUUCAAAGCCUUCACCAAUCCCAUACCUCUAUAACUGUCCAAAUGGCACUCUUAGAAGACAAAAGCAGGCGCAGCAACAUUAAGAUUCGGGGAGUCCCUGACACGAUCCCCACGGAGGAAUUACCACAUUACCUCAGGCGCCUAGUGUCCACUCUCCUGUUUAGUUGUUACUCAAUUAUAUUUUAUGUCUAAGAUCUAUACUCAAGCAAUAUCAAUGCCUAGGAAAUGCAAUGGCUUUAGCAUAGCUUCUUUCACUAUCCCCCCAACGCAUGGUAUAUAUUUCUCAUCGUUAUUGUUCCUGUUAUUUAUUUUUUAUUUUUUUUAUGAGUGCUGUAUCUCUGGCAUUUUCCAGCAAUCAUGCUUUUAACCUCAUGGUCUUUUUUUCCAUGUAAAAAUGUCAAUGUAAGCCUGUUAACUAAGCACUGCAAAAAUGAAGAAUUAUAAAACAAAAAAACAAAAAACCUCUUGCUGGCACCCAGAGACCAUUCCCCUUUAGCCAAAUUAAAUAACGCAAAAUGUACUCUUCCACAUUAUCUAUAUCAGUCUUUUUCUCAAUAAAUGGCAGUGAUUGGCUCCAGGCUAGCCCACCUCCAGUUCUCUCAGCUUAUCAUUGCCAUCCAGGGUACACAAAAUUGAUAUUGAUUUAAAUUUCUGCAUUCAAAUUAAAUGAUGAGGGGGCAGUCUCUGAGAGCUCUGGAGUGCCCAAAAACUGGUCAAACUGUGCUUAUACAGUUUAACCAUAUAACUAGGGACAACGCGUAUAGACUUAUUACACCAUAUCAGAGCAAUGAGCUAGGUGGGUACAUCGCUAAGACUGACCCUUUAAGUGUAUUUUUAUUUAUUAGUCUGACCGGAUUUCUUUUGCAGGUUAUCAGAAGGCGUUUUUUAUUGUAUAACCAAGAAUUAUUGUAAACUAAACCAUGUAUAACUUUUGAGGAAUUGUCAUUAACGCGAUGUAACUAAAAACAUAAAUUUCUGGAAUUUGUUAUACAUCGCCCAAAAGAAAACACAAGCAGGUAACAGGACUGAUUUUAAAGAACACAUAACAAGACAGUGUGAACAAGCAAUUUACGAAAUUGAGGGUGUCCUUUUUCCAACCAUAACACUUUUCCUGUGUUGCCUGGAGAAGUAAUUGUUCCGAUCACAGGAAGUAAAUGAGAUUUUGAUUAGUGUAUGGAUUUUCCAACUGUCUAUCAGCAUAAGCGAAAUUAAAUCUUUAACACAAUUAUCAACAGAAACCAAAAAUAGACAACAUAGAUAUUUUUCUUUUUUGGAAGUUUAUGUCAGAGUUACUAUUCAACCUGUUUAAAAAAACAGAAUAACCAUUCUACUAGUUUGUCUUGUCUACCAAAGUGUGAUAGAGGGUAUUUUAACAUUAAAACGUCAGUUCGGAGUGGAGCCAAGCCACGGACCUGAAUGGCCACACGCUACCAAAGCUCUGGACCAAGCCACUGCAGUAAACCCUCUAACACUGCACAAAACCCUUACAAAGGGUACCAACAAGCACCACUAACUAGGUGUGAGGAGAUGGGCCCGACAAGCCCCGGCUGAGCGGAACUAUGGGUGACUUAUGGCAGCAGGCCUGCAACAGCACAGGCCCAAACAUGGCCGACUACGCCGAUGAUUACUCCGAAAUGUCAGACGAUUUCACAAGCGGGGCUGAACUACACUGCCCACCCAUCUUGACAGCUCCCGGCCAAGCAAACCUACAAGCGGACAACUCACCCGUGACCACCAUGGUAAUGAAAAAAUUGCUGGCGGGGCUGCAACUCACCAUACAGGCAGACAUGGCCCAGAUAUGCGGAGACCUGCAAGGCCUGACAGGCCGCCUGACCACGUUGGAAGCAGACUCCCGCCACAACACGCAGGAAACAGUGUGGCUAUACAAAGCUGUGCACAACCUGCAACAACUGUCCCACACAACAGAUCAAUGAUUUGCAGACCUCGAAGAUCAGAGAAGCCUGAACAUUAAAAUCAGGGACCUCGGAGAGGAGAUCCCGGAAGCGGAGGUACUGCACUUCAUACGGCGCCUGCUGGCCGCUCUGUUACCCACCAAACAGGCCAAACAGGUGACUUUGGGGGGGAUGUUCCGCCUCCCACGUCCAACUAAAGCACCAGCUACAGCACCGAGAGACCUCCUAGUUUGCUUCCUGAGCCACAGGGACAGAGCAGCGGUCCUCCAAGCGACCAGGACACAGACACCAUACGUGAUCGAAGGCAGACAGCUCUCAUGUUACGCGGACCUCUCAGGGGCGACACUGGCCUCGCGCCACACUUUGAAACCCUUCACGACCCUCAUAAAAUCACCUACCAGUGGAGGCGACCCUGGGCGCUCCUGAUUCAACACGGCAACACUUCAUACAUGGUCCACGACCUACAAGGUGCCAGGGAUCUCCUGCCAACCCUGGGACUGCCACAGAACACCCUAACCACUGCAGGACCGGCCCAACCGUCGACAAGGUGUCAGGAUCUGCUCUCCUCUGUUCUGUUGUCUGACUUGGUUUCUGGUAUCCAGUGCUCUUUUUACAAUUCUUGUUUAGUUUUUCUUGGUUUUCUAUUCUAUGUCUGGUUUUCUUUAUGCUGGGUUUCUGGGUUCAUUCUUAUAUUCCGUCCCUGGAUUUCCCAGUCUCUUGGAUUCAUUUAAAUGUUUGUUUUAUGUUGCUACCCCCGUUUGUUUUCCAUUUUCCUUUUGUUUCAGUCUGGACCUGCAGCAGUGUUUCAAGUCUCUGCCCUUUCUUGCAGGUAAGUGCUAUUGUGGUUUAGUAUGGUUCUCUUAGCGAACAUUAGGCAGUGUAGGACCUGCUGAAUAUGGGGUACAUUGGCGUUGUGUCAGGCUUAUGCAAUGUAUGAGCAUAUAAUGUGACUAAAUCCCCAUACUUUUCAUAUAUAGUGCUUAGUUAUGUCUCCUCUUGUUUUGCCUAUUAUAUCUUGUCUUGUUUCAUUUUGUAAUCCCAGUCCUUGUACUGUCCUGCCCCUGUUUAGUUAAUGUUCCCUCAUGUCUUGUGUUCAUGUUCUGGGUUUAGCUUUCUGUCCUGCUCUGGUUCUGUCUUGUUUUCAUGUUUGGUCCCUGUUCUAGUCUUGCCUUGUUUCAGUACUGGAUCCAUCUCAGCAUAUGUCUGCUCUGGCUUCCACUAAGCUGCAUCAGGGACUUGGUAUGUGGCCGCACAAACGUUGGUGAUUAACACCAGGAGGCGUGCGGUUACCCUGCACCGGGCCCUGUACUCCACUUCCACACUGUGACUCCUACUCUGAACAUCAGGCAUACAUGGGUCCAGGUCCACGCACCGCCGCCCGGACAGUGUCUGGGUCCUGGGCAUCAGACCACUCCACAAGGUCAGCAAUGAAAGACCCUCCGACAGCAACACCAUUCAUCCCCCGACAGGCAGGAGCAAGCGCAUCAACAUCACCAACGAUGAACGGCCCCUGAGAUGCCCCGGGACUCAAAACCACCUAGUACUCACCUCUUAAAAGCCCCAGGGCUACACGGACAUACCAUUUUCAGUGACUGGGACUCUUCCUUUCCUUACCCACUGUGCCUAACUGCAAGUUCACCUCCCCCCCUCCUCUCCCCGGGGUAAUGGGGUACACUUUUCUAGCAUGAGCACGUAGCUCACAAACCCACGUACCAGAAAUAGCUCCCUAACUGCCCUAGCAUGAUAACGAGACCAUACCUAAAUCAUUAUGUCAGCUAGCCAACAGCCCCUAGCAAUGCCGGUCACACCGGCUAUAUGACCAUGCCACUAGACCCCCAGGUUCACACGGUAACACCGACUCCCACUACCCAAAAUAAAAUACCCUCAGCUCAUGGCCCUUGGCUAUUAAACUCCACAUGUAUGUCACACAACAUUGUUCAAGUCUAACUAUAUGUAUAUGCUGUAUUCUUUCUCACUGUUAUCUUUCUUAUGUAACACUCAACUUUAACGCUGAAACCAUGACCUGAGACAAAAAUAAAGAAUUUUUAAAAAAGUCUGUUCGUACCGUUAUUCAAUUAGUGAUAUAUUUAAUAGAAUGGUGGUAGCCAUCUUCCCGUGCAUUAUGGGUAAGUAUGGAUGCACCCAAAGCCCAUAUCAAGAAGUGAAGCUUAGGUAACACUGACAUUUCAUUUUACAUGUUCUGUCUCACUGUUCUAAAACACAUACCAUACUCAGUAGUUAUUUUGUAACCAUAAAGACCCUACAUGAUUAUACUAAUGGUGAAAAACAUCAGGAAAUACCAGAAACCUAGAAAUGGCUUUAACAUGACUUUCAGAAUUUAUUUGCAUUUGUGUCUGUUUUAGGCUGCUGAAAAAUUAAACUGUUCCAUAUUUGUGCAUCCCUGGGACAUGCCGGUGGAUGGGAGAAUGUCAAAAUACUGGCUGCCAUGGCUGGUAGGUUAGUAUUUUACGGUUUGGCCACCUGUCAGAGGAAUUUACUCUUGAAGGGUUUAUUUACUAAGUACUUAACUGCGGUAAACUGAAAGCUGAAUUUCAACAUUUAAAGGGACACUAUAGGCACCCAGACCACUUCAUGUCAUUGAAGUGGUCUGGGUGCAGUGUUCCUGUCUCCUUAACCCUGCAAUGUAAAGCAUUGCUGUUUCAGAGAAACUGCAAUGUUUCCAUUGUAGGGUUAAGACUGCCUCUUGUGGAGUUUGCAAGCUUUGCAUGAGGAUGUCUAGUGUCUUCACAAACUCCACAGGAAAACUUUGUUUCAAUGCUUUCUAAUGGGUAAGUUCUAAUGCGCAUGCAGCCCUCGCCACGCCUGAGCAUUAGGACAUCCAUCAGCGUGACAGCGCUGCAAGGGGAGAAGGAAUUAAGGUAAAAGUGUUGUUUGUGACCCUUUCAACACCCGAUGGGAGCGCAGAGGGACACUAUAAGGUUAGGAAUACAGUUUUGUAUUCCUAAUUCUUUAGUGUCCCUAUAAGCUAAAAUAACUAAGCUGUGACUAGAUUUGUUUUACCAGAUAACCUAUUCUCUUUCUUUUACCACUUUGUUAUCAAUGUAUUUUCAGAUACGAUAGGAGUCUAUCUAAGUACUAUAACCACUACAGCUCAGUAUAGCAGCUAUGCUGCCUAGAAUCUGUGAAAGCCAUCCCUUGGUGUUUUAGGGAACAGUUAGGGAACAGUUUCACAAAAAAACAGGUUUUCUUCCCAGUACCAGAGUCCCCCCUCUUCAGCGCUCUCAAAAUAUCUCAAUCUAAAAUAAGGGAUGAAAUUGAUACUGAUAACAUAGGGAAUUUAAAUAUGAUCAAGUUGGCUAAGAAGGGGUGGUCUUUUGUCAAACAAUUCCCUAACUAUGUGAGAUACAACAGAGGAUGGCCUCAUAGACGAUUGACAACAUAAGGACUGAGCUGCAGGGAGCCUAGACUGCCCCUUUAAUAAAAAUGAUUGUUUCAAAAUAUCUCUUGAGACUUAUCAGGUCAAUCUGUCAUAUUCGUUCUUCUUAAAGUAAUUAAUUUAAAAAAAAGUAGAUGGAGCUGGAACGUAGCUAAUUGAAUGUUCAGAGAUUAACAGAACAUUUUUACAUCAUAUAAUUGUAUUCCAGACAAUGAGACGCAAGAACGAAACUGAUUAACAAUUAUACUUUAUUUUGAGAAAUGAGAAAUGAUGGAUUAAUUGCCCUCAGUUUAUGUAAUGAGGUUUAAGCUCUUCUACAGUUAAAGAAACAUUAAUAUAGAAAGUGAAAAGAGAUCAUGUCACUUAAAAUGUCACGCACCAGAGUCUGUGAAAAAUCUUAAAAUAUUGCAAAUCCUUCAAUUAUAGUCCAUGCAAUGAUACAAAGAUUGAAUUGUAACAAACUCUAACUUGGGCCUUGAGUUAAUAUUCUUGGAUAAGCUUUUCAAAUGAUCACAAUCUGUUAGAAAUGAUUUACCUACAGAAAUUAUCAAGAGAUACCAUAGUCAUCAAACCAACUUUAGCUCAAUUAAGUAGUUUUGGUCUAGAGCUUGUGCCCCUGCAGUUUUUGGCUUAAUUCUCUUCCAAUUCUCUCAAUUAUUUUUAGCAUGAAAGAGGUGAUCGUGUUUUAACUGGAUUUACUAACCUUCCAUUCUUUUGUGUUUAUCUCAAGGCAUGCCAGCCGAGACUACCACCGCUAUCUGCUCCAUGAUUUUCGGUGGAAUAUUUGAAAAGUUUCCAAAACUUAAAGUUUGCUUUGCACACGGAGGUAUAGUUACUUAGCGAUGCAAUAAAAGGUGCAAUGAAUAAUGUUUCCUGCGAAUAAUGGAUACACCUCAUUUAAUUCAGGAGAUCCUACUUCCCGAGUUUCAAAAAAAAAAGGAAAUGCCAAGUGUGUGCCUUAGCUGUGCCAUGAAUGAACUGGAUUGUGAUGUCAAUGGCUAAAUGUUUAAUAUACAUUUAAAGGAAACAUAUUAGGGCAAAUUUUUCUAUUUUUCAAUUCAAAUGUGUUAAUUAUAGAAAAAAUAUGGUUCCAUUUAAAAGGGACAAUCUUACGUAGAUAAUUGUAAAAGCGUAUUGCAUAAUUGUUCCUUGUUGCAUUGUUACAGCUAAUUGUAGUGGUCAUGGUGCAAGAAAGUGCACUUUGAGAGAACACACGUGUCCGCUAUGGCCCACCGCUUUUCUCACAAAAGUGAUAAUGGCAAAAUGUCGUUUUCUCAAUAACCAUCCAAAAUAUUUCAACCACGUUAAAUUUCACUUCCUCGUUGUCUUUAGAAAACGUUAAAUUUUAUUAGCACGCAGUGAUUGGCGUUGAAUGCUGGACUGUCCCAGGUUUGGCUGCUCCAGGUCUCUGAAAUCCUUUCUCCCUCUCUGCAAGCAUCAAAUUGCCAUUUGAUGACUUUUUAGUUCAAAGUAAGCAAACUGUAAAAAAAUCUCCAAGUAGACAUGCUUUAGUUUCUACUGCCACAAUUAUUUCAUGAAAUAAGCCGUUCAAACAACCCCUCAAAUCCAAUUUAUUUCAGAAAAAUGAACUUUGUCAAGAAAGCACGGCUAGGAUAAGAUGUUCUAGAAAACCGACUGAUUGGAUUUUAGGUGUUAGCCUAGACACCUAUCCAUAUCCUGCCAUUCAAACUUAUCAUCUUUCUCAUCUGUCUUUUCCUGCUGCUUUAAGCAUUUUUUGAUCAGACUUGAUAAGUGAGCGAUAAUCUUGUCAUUCCGUGCCAGAUGUCUGUAAUUAUUACAUGUUAGCAACCCCUUAAUAAUCCCUUUAAAACAAAUCUCCUGCUUUAUUAGGGGGGGAACCACUAAUAACGUCAAGACAUGCCAACAAUGCAAAAGGGCAGUCACGGAUAAAUCAGUGACCGGAAUGUCUCCGAUUUAAAUAUGGCGGGGGAGAAUGUCCUUCUCUGCAGAAUUCACUGUAUUUAAUACAAUGAUAUGCAUAAUUUAAUCACUAUGUUUUUAUACUGAUUUAUAUUUAAUGUAUAAUUUCUUGUUUUUGAGUAGGUUAUUGAUUGCAGAGUUUUUAAGUUCUACUGAAUUUUAGUCUAUGUUUUUGAAUCUAUGUUUUGUCUGGGGAAAUGAACAAAUCCCACAUAGAUCUUGGCAGACACAAAGAUUGUGUAAUGAAAUUGAUUUGUCUAGUGUUCUUUAAUAUUUUUCAGGUGGGGCUUUUCCGUACACCAUUGGCCGCAUUAAUCAUGGCUUCAACGUUCGUCCCGAUCUUUGCGCAAUUGAUAACACGCUCCCUCCACAAAAAUACUUGGGUUCAUUUUAUACAGAUUCUCUUGUACAUGAUCCACAGGCCUUGAAGCUUCUAGUAAACAUAAUUGGAAAGGUGAGUCAAUCGUUUUAAACAUACUACGGAUCAAGCACCCUAAAACUAAUUAUUCCACCAAAUGUUGAUAAUACUUUAUUUCAACACUUUUAUAUUUAUAAAACAAAAUUAUAGCCUAUGAGGAUAUACCAAUUCACUUUUCCCUGACCACCUUUGCUAUAUGGAGCUCCGAUGCCUUUCCUCUUCUACAAUAUUUCUACUCCCACAUCUUUUGAAUCUACUUGUCUUGUCGCCCCUACCCAAAAUCCCAGAUUUCCGCUCUGUGUAGCUAUUUAGCUGUGCACUCUUCUCAAAACUCCCUGUAUUAUAAAAAAAAACAAAGAGAACGUUACCUGCGCUUUGGCCUAAAUCCCCAUGAACAUUUAAACAAAAUGGAGGCUCUUUAGUUUUAUUCCAAUGGCCAUUUGAAUAUAUAAGCUCACCUGCCACGUCAAGGCAAGCCACACAAACACACACACAUACAUACAAACACACACACAUACAUACAAACACACACACAUACAUACAAACACACACACAUAUAUACAUACAAACACACACACAUAUACAUACAAACACGCACACACAUACAUACAAACACACAUACAUACAUACAAACACACACAUACACACACAUAGACACAUACAUAAAAAAACACAGAGAGAGGCAUUCACACACAUACACACAUACAAACACAUAAAUACAGACACAUACAUACAAACACACACAGUCACAUACAUACAGACAGACACACAUACAGAGAAACAUUGAUACAGACACACAAAUACACACACAUACAUACUAACACACACAUAUACAGACACAUACAAACACACUGACAGGGUACCUUUUGUGUGGACACAGGAUGUGUCUCACACUGAAGACUGUUUGCAAAGUCCUGGGGACCUGUCCAACCAUUUUCCCACUGCUUCCAGUCAUUUUCGCGUCGGCCGCGAUAGCUCCGCCCCUUUUAUGCCGUGAAAAAGGGGCGUCGACAUAGUGACGCUGAUGAUGUCACAAAUCACCAAAACAUCCAAAAAAUGACAUUUUGGGGGUGUGGCUAUCGUCCCAGCCAGAUACAGCCACAGUAUAAAAAGGAUUUCGUGAGUUAGGUUCCUUGCCCUGUUGUGGUUCUUCUUAGUCCCAAUAGCACGUUGUAUUUGUUUGUAUUUUCUGUUUUUUGACUUCGGCUUGCUUGGCUAUUCUCCCUUCUGUUAUCCUUUUGACUCGGCUUGUGUAUUCUCAUCUUUCCUACCUUUCAGGUGCAGAAGGGUGACAUUUCCUGGGGUCCAGUGGCUUAGCUCUGACUCCCUCCUCUCCUUACUCCACCCGUGCGGCUCCCGGUGUAAGCUGGGAGGAGUGACCAGGGCAGUCACUUCCUUUCAGCUCUGAUGUCAUCUCAGGGGGCCCGGUCAUGCUAUUAAAGUGCCCCAAUGCUGACAGGGCCCCCUGGAAUCUCCUAAAAGCAUGGGUCACCUGAUGGACCCCUUCAAUGCAGCCCCAGUGGUCAAAGCCGGUGGGCAUCGGGGUCGCAGGGUGGCCAGGCCCCCUGGAGUGACGGGCCCGUUCGCAGCAGCGACCUCUGCGACAGCAGUAGUUCCGUCACUGAGUGCGGGUGUUGGUAGAAUAGUCACUAUUUGCCUACAUUUGCUGGGCUACAUAGUGAACUAAAUAUUGCCCUAAGGAUGGUAAACCACGAAGUACAUCAGUGUAAAGAAAAGAAAGGGAUACAAUUGCUAAGCUCCUUAUUACUGCUAAACAAAGUAUCCAGUGAUUAUUAUGUAGCGAUGGGUAUAGGAGCAGGGAAAAGUGAAUAUGAAGGGUAUGCACAGGGAAAGCUAAUAGUCGAUACUGAAUCUAUGCCUUCAAGGGCAUCCUUUAACCCCAAAAAAACGUGAGUUCCUAAAUGAAGGUAGAUGGAAGCCAACUCACAUCCUAAGGUGCAAUCGCUUGAGAACGCUGGAUCUAAAGAUAGUGCUAGUUUUAACCAAAAUGAUCGUAACCGUUAUACUUCAUCCGAAAUGGUAGGAAGGAUACUGACAUGCUUGUAAUAAAGCCAUUACUGUCUUAAUAAGAGCACACUUCUGAUACAGUGGCUAUCAUAUGCGUCUGUCAGAUUCCCCGACACGCGUUUUGCCACUCUGGCUCAGAGCCAUAACUUUGCAUUCAUUUUCCCGGGCUGAAAAUAAACUAGCUGCAUGAGUUGUGUUAUCAAGUCGCAGGGCUACUAGUUAUGGUUCACUAGUAGCGUUCCCAUAUCCAUAACUUCCUUAGUUUUACAAAUACUCACUGCACAAUUACAUGACUCCACAAUACAAUUUCUCAAAAUUUGGGACCAUUAGUUGAGUUGAGAUUUAUCUUUGUUUCUGCCAUCCAUCUCUUCUAGGGUUUUUUGGGAUGUAAAUCUCUAUAGUUACUAGAGUUACAAUAGUUAUGACCUCCCCCCACCCCUAUUCUUUCUGGUAGCCUUCCAUCAUGGACUCCGACACACCUCUUCUCUUUAGCUUGUCUCUCUUCUUAGUUCUUUCUCCACCCCUUUGUCAACCUUUUCUUAUUCCUUUCUUUAUUUCUUGUAUAUUGUUCUUAUCCCUACCCUACUACCCCUUGCUAUGUUAUAUUUCCCUUUCCCUCACCCACCUCGUCCUCACGGCUCUAACCAGGUUUAACACUUCCUCACUUAUUUAUUUACACAACUUGCAACCAAUUAUUCAAUCCCUUUCUGGGCCUGAGAUCACACUUUCUCCUUCCCCUUUUUCUUUGUCCUCCACAUCUUGGUAAUUAUAAUGAUCUCGAUAUGCUCGAGUGUCAUUAUAUCUCAUCUGGAUCCCGUGCCAUGAUUAUAGCGUGGCUUCUAAUCAGUCCAUAUGCUAUCUUGUUAGCUUUUGUUUACUUUUACUGGGUGGAAUCCUUGUUUCUUCCUAUACCUUACAUUAUUUAUCCUCUGAUGUGUUGUAUAUGGAUGCUAUUGCAAACUUCAAAACAAAGCAUUUAAAUAAUAAUAAUUUUAGCAAAUUCAAUUGUGAAUGGCAAAAUGUAGACAAAAAUUGCUUAUCUAGAAAAAUCCUCCAGUUCCUCUCUAGCACAUUUUGGCUGCUGUAGCGCAAAAUUCGCCUUCUGAUUUUAAUUUGCUACAAGUCGGAAUUAAGUGAAUAACACUUUAAGGCUGAUUGUGAUAAAAAAAACAGUAGUUCUAAUCUGUUCUGAAUUCAUUCAUGAAAAUAUGAUUGAAUUUUCUUAACUAUGAUCUAAGUCAUAAAAUCCCCCUAUAUAUAAACAAUCGAGCCAAUCUAAAAUAUAUAAACUUAUCCGUGGGAUUAUAAGAAAGCCAAUGCCACUUUUCACGUGGCGUUAUCUUAAUUUGCACAAUGUAAUUUUAUAUACAGACUGCCUCACAGCGAAAUCAUUACCCUAGAACAAUCGUAACCACCCACUGGGGAGUAAAAAUCACAGCGUGGACAGCAGGCGUAAUCUAUAAAUAAUCACAUAGCAAACAAGGGAGCAUUCUGCUUCUGGAUGUAACGUAAAUACACACUGCGCAGGAUGAUAGAUGUCUUACAUGGGAUGGUUACAUGCAAUUGGAAGGAGACAGAGAUACAUCCUUGUUGCAAGAACAGACAAGAGAUACAAGUGCAGACAACAGUUUCAAGAUCAUGCAAACCCAUACGUCAUGUUAAAUUGGAUUCUAUGCUUUAGGGAAUAUGGGUCCAAUGUCUGGCACUGCAUAAUAUCAGGUAUCUACUGACCCCUAGUGGAAUUUCUAACUAUUACAACUGGUUAUUGUCCUAAGCAGAGUUCAUGUUAUCCCUCGAAGGGGAACCAAUGUUUUUCUGGAAAUCGCCCCACCAAAAAACACAUUAAAAAUCACUUAUAAUGCGUACUAACAUUUUUUUCAUGUGAUACUUCAUUUUGUUUUGAAUGUACAGUAAAGAUUUUACAAAUUACAUCAAAAUCCAGUUCAUUCCGGGGCGAUCAUUGCGUUAAAGCGAAAAUAAAAACAUGUUUCUAUUUCUCCUUCACUCUCUGUGCUUGCGCUAGUGACUGAGGGCAGUUAAAGGGGCAGAGCGUAUAACAAUGAUUGAUGUGGAACUAGGAUGGGGGCUCCUAAAACUAAAUGCAAAAUUGCCGUUUUCUACAAUGAAUUUUAUUUUAGACAUUACAAACACUAAUUAGGUCAAUUCAAGGGAAAAGGGAAAAAUAAGCAUAAUAUUAAAAAUCUUAGUAUUUCUUCUAUAUUUUUUCUUGUAACACUAACGUGUUUAUUUUGUAACAGGGCUCAUGAGAAUUCAAUGUGAAUUCAAAGUUAAUUUAAAAUUUAAAGUGAAAAGAGCAGAAUUAGAAAAAUGUUAUAAGUCAACCAUGCUUUCAUUUCAGCUACUCAAAUUUAGAAUUCCCUUUCGUAAAUAACCCUGUCAAAGUUUGAAUUAUGGGGACAUCAAAGUGGUGAAUUCAAAGUGAAUUUCAAAAUUAACAUCAAAUUAACUAAACUGGAGAAUGCUUACAGUUUGGCUACUUUACCCUCAAAUUUGAAAUUCAAGUUAGUGUUUGCACAAUAUACAAAUAUAUCAAGGAGUGGGAUUGUCAGAAGUAAACGUGUGUACAUAGAAAUCGGCACUUUUUUUAUAAUGAGACAAGCAUGGUGCAUAUUCAAGAAGACUUAGCAAUGAAGUUUGAGUAAAUGGUGAGAUAGGUGAGUGAUAAGUGGUAAACCACCAGGUUGUGGCAGUUUUGCUUUGGCAUAGUACGUGUCACUAGAAUGUCAAAGUUAGAUGCAGCAUAGACUCAUACAGCAAAGAGAGAACUAGAACUAAGAUGUCUAUCGUUACUCUUGGUGUACUAUAUCUAUGAGGAUAGACUUAAGAUGGGUCCUUGAUGAUGUUUCAGUUGCAGGCCUGAUGUGUACAAUAGAGGUGUGAGAGUAAGAUGGGUCAUAAAUAGAAAAUUGGAGCUUGUCGGUGGAACAUGGGUGUGUUCUUGGCUAGCAUGUUCAGGUUUGUAGCUUUCACCUUCUUAGCCUAAUUAACCGCUAGGCAAAAAAGGGGGGGACAAUGGAGAAAUUAGCUAUUCGGUCUAAAAAGGGUUGAGGUAAUUAUCCUGCUCUAUGUGUGAGUAAGGAUGUGGGCUUUUGUGCACUGUGGGGAAGAGGUUGCCUAAGUGCAUGAGUCCCGAACUGGGACUGUAAGAGGUAGUCCUAUUUUGAGGUCAGGUUUUGGCUUUGACCCGUCCCCCCGAUGUGGCCAGCCUGGGCGCAAAUUCUGCAGCAAUCCCUGAGUUCCAUCUGUGGGUCGGUUGAGGCGCUGCACUCGGGGCGCCAAUGCUGAAGGAGUGUUGGGGGAUUCCCAAGCGCUGCAGCAUCAUUGCAGCUUCCUGGAGGUCCUGAAUGAUGUGGGUUGAAUCCCCGUGGAGGACUGACAAUGAUCGAGAUGGGCACCAUUGGUAGCAUAUUUUGUGCUGUUGUAGAAGGGAGGUGAGUGGUCAUAGUUCCAUGCCUGAGUGCUGUCGCAUAGGUCCGCAUAGAAUGUCAGUGACAUGUCUUGAAGAUGUAAGGUGAGUUGCCCCUUAGAGCAUUCAGGACAUCUGCCUUGUCUUUUCCAUUUGGGAAUUGGAUUAUCAGGUCCCUUGAUGUUGUAGGUGGUGCUUUUGCUGGUUUGGGUACCCGGAAUAUGCCUUCUGUGACUAUUGUUUAGGACUGUUUGGGUGUUAGUAAGGCUGUCAGCAACCAUCUCACCACAUGUGGGAGCUCUGCUUCGGGUACUCUUUCAGGGAUCUGCCGAAAUUUCAGAUUAUUCCGGUGCCGGGAGUCGUCUUGUGCAGCAAAGCGGCAUUCAUAGGAGUGAUUUUGCUUUUGCAAGUCGCUGACCUCUUGUUGAAGAGUUAUGAUCUGCUGUGUGCAGGAGUGUGAGUUAGUUUCCAGUGCUCCAAUUCGGCCUGUCAGGCCCUGCAGGUCCUGGUGUAUCAUGGCCAUGUCUGCCUGAAGGUUUUUUUUGCAGGUCAACCAGUGGCUCUUUUAAUAUUAUAGUUGUCACCAGAGCUGAGUCUGGUUUCAUUAGGGGGGUCGGCGGUGGAGGCGCCUGAUCAGGUAUAUAGCCUUCCUCUGUUCCACAGGAGAAGUCGUCUGAGAGGUCCGAGCAGUCCCCAGUGAUGGAUGCCAUUUUGGGCCUGUGAGCGCCAUGAGCCUGCCACCACAAAUCCCCAAUAUUCAUGCCCAGUCGGGGUGCAUCCUGCCGUAGUUUUUUCAUCUUUUUCCCCGUGGGUCUUAAGCACGCUGGGGAGUUCUUCAGAACACAAUAAGGCUGGUCUGGAUGCCGAAAAUUGGGACUGUUCAUUACGUUCUUUACGGACUGUAGCGGUGCAGUACGGCUUUUGGGAAGACCAAUCAGGAGAGGGUUACGAUAAUCCAUGCGGGAAUUUACUAGAGCAUGGACAAGCUUCUUGGUAGUAUCUGGUGCAAGAAAGGGGCGAAUGUGGGCUAUGUUUUUAAGAUGGAAUCUACAGGAUUUGGCAACAUGCUGGAUGUGAGGCUCAAAGGUGAGGCCAGAAUCAAGUAUGACGCCAAGACAGCGCGCUUGCAAGGAUGGACUGAUGUGGGUACCACAAACUUGAAGGGAGAGCGAAAGAGGAGGAUCAGUAUUAGGAGGAGGAAAGACAAGGAGCUCAGUUUUAAUUAUGAGCACAUUUUAUAGUUUGCAUUUUAUUGUUUCUUAUUUGUAUAUUUAUUUGUUUAUUUUAGUAAUUUACAUUUUAUUGAGAUAGCAUUGUAGUUGACAUAAGCUGAGCUGGUUUUAUUUAUUUUACAGUGGAUUACGUCAUAUUUAAAGUUGUGCUCUUUAUUAGUUUGCUGGAUCAGAUAUGGCUAAACAUGGCACCAUUGCUGAGCUAUAUUUCCCAGAAUGCUCGGUGUAUAUAGCACAGGAUGGGUUCCACAGAUGGAAGCUUAGAACCUUGGAGACAGAAUGUGUGAUCUGCAUUGUGUUAAUCAGUCUUGACUGGUCCCACUCAGUAGUAACAAAACCAAUCUCAGCAGCAUUAAAUUGACUAACCUGAUCCUGAUUGGUUUCUAACUCUGUUCAUUUAUUUUAAUUUAUAUUUAUGGUGAUUCUGCAUAAAAAGACAGGAUAAAGUAUGAGAGACAUGCUAGCAAGAAUUGGAAAUUGUAUUCGAAAUUAGAAAAUGGAAUAAACAAAAUGUACUUCUUAGGAUACAUGGAAAUUGGGGAGGGCGGGUGAGAACUUACCUCACUGUAAAUGGAGAGUUUGAGUAGGUAAGAAAGGCCUUAAAUUGAUAACCAGCUUUGACAAAAUCCAUCAAUUCAUAAAUAAUUUUUCGAAUUUCUUAACUAAUAUAUAUAUUUAUCUCCCCACAUCUAGGACAAAGUGCUCCUGGGAACUGAUUAUCCAUUUCCUUUAGGAGAACAUAGCCCAGGGAGGUUGAUUGAAUCUAUGGAAGACUUUGAUGAGAAGUUAAAAGUAGGAUUUUUAAAAAUGUAUUUAUUUAAUUUUCGAUUGCAAGAAAUUUCUAUCCUGUAAAUGUUUGUUUAUAUUUUCCCUACAUGUGGCAGCCUCAGUCAUUCUGCAUUCUAAUAUUUAUAAGUCAUUAUUACAAAUAAAACUAUAUAUAAAUUAUAUAUAUAUAUAUAUAUAUAUAUAUAUAUAUAUAUAUAAUUUAUAUAUAGUUUUGUAUUUAUAGUAAAUGUAUUUAUAGUAUCUUUAUAAAACUAACAUUACUAAAAGUGAAAAUGAUAGAGGGGCAUUCAGUCUGAUACACUCUGAAUUAGCAAAAUGUGGCGAUUAUCAUCAGAUUGUUCCUGUAUUUGCAAAUGUAAUCAUUAAUAAUAGGGAACAACAUCUGGCAAUCCUGCCUGAAAGCAGAUAUCUUCAAUACAGCUUUCGUGUUUAUUAUAUUUUUGAUUCUUUCGAUAACUAUAUCAUCAUCAUUUCACUGUUUUUAUUUUAUAUUUUUGAUACAACAACUAAUGAUUCUUAUUCAUGCUGUAUCAUGUUAGUAGUUUAUUGUCUCAGAGCGCACCCUAUUGGUAGCCUUAAUUUAUUCCAUUUUGGCAUAUUGCAUUCGGAGAUCACUAUUGUCAUCACUAGUGCAAAAAUCCAGGCAACCAAAAAGACAAAAUAUGUUUGCCACAUAGGAACAUAAAAACAAUGUUGCCAUUUAUGAGUUAAAGGAACACUAUAGUCACCUAAAUUAAUUUAGCUAAAUAAAGCAGUUUUAGUGUAUAGAUCAUUCCCCUGCACUUUCACUGCUCAAUUCACUGUCAUUUAGGAGUUAAAUCACUUUGUUUCUGUUUAUGCAGCCCUAGCCACACCUCCCCUGGCUAUGAUUGACAGAGCCUGCAGGAAAAAAAAACUGGUUUCACUUUCAAACAGAUGUAAUUUACCUUAAAUAAUUGUAUCUCAAUCUCUAAAUUGAACUUUUAAUCACAUACAGGAGGCUCUUGCAGGGUCUAGCAAGCUAUUAACAUAGCAGGGGAUAAGAAAAUCUUAAUUAAACAGAACUUGCAAUAAAGAAAGCCUAAAUAGGGCUCUCUUUACAGGAAGUGUUUAUGGAAGGCUGUGAAAGUCACAUGCAGGGAGGUGUGACUAGGGUUCAUAAACAAAUGGAUUUAACUCCUAAAUGGCAGAGGAUUGAGCAGUGAGGCUGCAGGGGCAUGUUCUAUACACCAAAACUGCUUCAUUAAGCUAAAGUUGUUCAGGUGACUAUAGUGUCCCUUUAAAAUCUCAUAAAACGGGAGUUUCACAAGCAGACGGAAGACUAAUAAUAAAAUGUGUGCAUAAAGUGAAACAAAAUGGCAGUGUUAAUAACAGACUGAUGCCUACUCUAUCUGUAAUUAAAGGAAAACUCCAAUGGAAACAUUUAGCAGAUAUGCCCCCAAUUAAAACAUGUAUGUAUUUAAUUCAUUCAUUUUUUUUUUUUUACUGGGGGAAUAUUCAAAAGCAGCUUGUAAAAGCUGCAGAUCUCUUGUCUGCAGCCUUUGCAAACCUUCCCUUUUAAUCCCCCCCGAUUUUCUGUGGCUGUCCAAUCAGAGACUCCCCAAUGCAGUUUAAUGAGACGUCUUUGGAAGGCAGGUGCUCUGUGCAAUUGCUGCCUCUUGAAUUUAGCUCAAGCUUCAGUACGAUGAAAAAAUUAAAAACAUUCUUCACAUAUAACGCAUUUCAGCAAGCUAAAGUGCUUUAGGUGUGUGGCGUGUUCCUUUAAGGCUCACACAGCUGCCUAUGAUGUAAUAUCUUAGGAAAAAGCAUAUUUCUAAGGCCUCCAGGUUAAUAGGGGGUCCAGAGACACCCACUUGUUUAUAUAUAUAUCUAUUUAGUCAUUUUUCUUCAGAAUGAUUUGCCUGUUAGCUGUUUCCACAACCAGUGGGCAAACAUUGCAAAACUGGUGGAUUUAAUUUUUUAAUGUGCCUCUAAUUGAAUGGUUCUAAACCAGGUGGGCUCAUUUAGCAUUUUGCUGUACGUAGAAUUCAUGUGCUGCUGGAAGGACAUAAUUGCUGGCAUCCCUCCUUGAUUGAUCACUUGGUUUCCUUCCAGCGGUGUUUGAAUUCUACAUACUGCUGUGAAUUAUCACGAACACAAAGGUAAUUAAACAUUUUAGGCCCAAACAGGCAAAUUAAAAAUAUAGUUCACUUUGAGUAGUUUUACAAUUUUGCUAUUUUGGCCUAGAAUAUAAAAUUCAGAAUUUCAGACAAUUCACAUUUUAAUACUGCUUAAAAUAUGUUAAAUGCAUCUUAUGAAACACAGAGGAUGUGGGAACCCUAACCAUUAUUUACAGACAGGGUUUGCUCAGUAAAUUAAGAAUUCAAAGUGGAUUUAAAGUAUAUUUCAAAUUUAAGAUCAAAGUAGCUGUACUGGAACUAUGGCUUCCUUGGUUUUUUUAAAUUUGAAAUUCACUUUGAAUUAAUCUGAAUUCUCACUGUAGUGAAUAAACCUGCUAAUAUAUAAAUGGAUAUUUGGCUCCGUAUAUUUGGAAAAGAUGUUCAGUGAGUGGUUACAACUCAACAUAAAAAGACUCGGAGACACCACAAGGUUGGGUAAAGGUGGUUUUAUUUUAACACUUAGAAGACAGAAAACCAGAAUAGUCUUUUAUUUUCCUUCCCUCCCCUCCGAAGCCUUUAAAAGGGUCACAAUUAAGGGAAACGGUGUCAAUGUGUUUGCCCAGCACCUGCAUUAUCCUAAAUGCUACUAAUGGGAAAUAAGGAUAUAGAGGCACACUAAGUACUUCCUGCAGGUCUUUCUAUAACACUCAGUGGCCUGGAGAGGUAUAAGAGCCUGUAUGAUAGGAUAUGUUGCCAUGCAGAGCUAUCAGGCCCACCAUGUUUUAUAAGACACACAUCCUUUCAUUGUGUUAAUAGGCUGUACAUGAAUAGUGUGCUACAUGAUCCCCAGCGAUAAAUGACUUAAUCCAAUAUGACAUUAAUCUGAGAAGUGCCAUCCUGUACCUUAAAAAUCAUGGGGAUACAUACACUCCAAAACUACCAUCUAAACUUUGCUUAAAAAAAAAAAAAAAAACUAUUUAAAACUAAAUUAGGUACAAAAUACACAUUUAGCUCUAGUGGUAACCAAGUGUAUACAGAGACAAUCCCUCUAGAAUGUAAGCUUAUUGAGCAAGGCCCUCCACCUCUCUGUUCCUGUACGUCCAGUUCUCUGGUUACAAUUACAUGUCUGUUAGUCCACCCAUUGUACAGCGCUACGGAAUCUGAUGGCGCUAUACAAAUAAUAAAAUAAUAAUGAUAAAUAAGGGAAACAAUUGAUUGCUGUUUCUUACAGUCACUUGUCGUAGUGUGAGUUUGUACAGCAGAUGGGAUGAAUGCGUUAUUUUUAUAUUUCUUGAACCGUUAAAUGAAAAUGUUUAGCACAUUGAACUUUGUGAUUUUGUUGUUCUGUUUUAAAUAUGUGUCAAUAUUCUUUCUUCGCAGGACAAGUUGCUGGCUGGAAACGCACUGGAUUUUCUAGGACUCAGCAGAAAACUGUUUGAAUGAAUCCAAUUAGGAUUGCGUUUACAUGUAUAUCCGAAGUGUGACUAUGGCAAGCAUCAAUCAAUCUGCAUAUCAUGAGGUUCCUUCUCUGCUAUCCUGUGUCUUUUAAACAAAGAGACAAUCAUUGGACAGGAGCAAUCACCUGGAAACAAGUCACACAUCUAUUUAGUAAAUGAGUAAUGUAAUCCGCAUAUGUAAAUUGCACCUCCAGACACCCAGCUAUUUGUAAUGGGUCACCCACAACAGACACUGAAAUAAUCAUAACAAAGCAGCAGGCAGGGCACCUGGCCAAUUAAAACCAGUGAAACUUGCAACAGUGUAUUUCCUUUGGUGGGAGAACUUAAUCCAUCAAUGCCUACAGCCACCAUGUUUUCCUGGACACAUAUCUUGUCUUCCUGCUGAUAGGCAGUACAGGAAAAGCGUUACCAUUAUGUAUGAUGCAUUCACACUCUGCAGGAAGGGAAUCUGUUAAUAUAGGCAGCACAUUUGGGAUCCCGUAGCUCAUUUAUGAAGACUUCCUUCCUGCAGCUUCUGAAUACUGCAUACUGCAGGUCAGCACUUUUCCUGCACUUUUGUAACUCUGGGCUUGCUGUAUUUCUUAUAAUGUUACAUGGAAAUCAAACUGUCUGUAACUCUGUUAUCAUAUGUUUCUGCAGAAUGGGGGGAGGGUAAUAAAAUAG